CACAAGUCUUUUAAUACCUGAUAAUAUUAAUGACGUUGUGGACGAUGAAGCGAAUAACGAUGUGAUUAUCAAGAAGAAUGAUGGAACAGGUUUUGAAAUAGGUAAUGAAGUGAAUAACGAUGUGACCACCGAAGAGAAGGAUAAUGAAGCAAAUAUUGUUGUGGAUGAUAAGGAAAAUAAUGAUGUAAUCACCGAAGAGGAGAACAUUGAAGCGGAUAAUGAGGCUAAUACCGAAGAGAAGAGUGAUAAGGCAAAUGUUGAAUGGAUUGACGGGAUUGAUGAAAUUGAUGAGGAUCCUCCCAAACAAGACAAUCGACCUACCAAAUCUAUAUUAUCAUUCAAUCUUUCGAAAAAAUACGGAUUACAUUUUGCUCGAGAUUUAUGUUUAAAUAAGGAUUUUAAGGAAGAUUGUAAAAAUUUUUGCAAACAGCUUGUUUAUGAUAAAUCAAUUAGAGACUCUAAAGAUUAUUUUUCUGUAGAAGAAUAUGAAGCUUAUCGA
Molecule: messenger RNA, 499 nt
Organism: Dentiscutata heterogama
Lineage: Eukaryota; Fungi; Glomeromycota; Glomeromycetes; Diversisporales; Gigasporaceae
Source: the annotation of a GenBank genome assembly